AAAAUUUAAAAAAAUAUUAUUCCUUGUAAAAUUCAUUAUCGACGUUUAUAAAAUUUUUCGAAAGUCAUGUUACAACACGUGACUUUAAAAAUAUAAGUAUGCUGAGUAAGUAAUAACUUGAUAACAUGAAAAAUACUUAUUGGGCAAUGACUCCGUAGCGGUUCGACAAACAUAUUUAGUUUGCUGUAGUACGAACGCGGCUCAAGCAUAUAAAAAUAUUUAAGAACAUAAAUACGUGUUAAGAUGUUAACGUGGUUGGAGAAGAUCUUUUUGAUUGUCCUGAUCGUAGUGGCGGUAAAAAUAUUGAUAAAAGGAGCCCAUUUGAUAUGGAAAAAAUUAUUAGCACCUAAUCUAGGUUUGGGUAUAGAUCUAACGAGUCAAGGAAAGUGGGCAAUAAUCACAGGUGCAACGGACGGUAUCGGAAAAUCUUUCGCCAAUGCUCUUGCUAGCAAAGGUCUCGAUAUCGUCUUAGUCUCGAGAUCAUUACCAAAGCUUAAAGAUGUCGCAAGCGAAAUAAAAGAGAGAUAUGGAGUUAAAACUUGUAUCGUUGUGGCUGAUUUAACACAAGGUCCAACAAUUUAUUCUAAGAUUGCCAAAGCUACGGAGGAACUCGAGGUUGGCAUUUUAAUUAACAAUGCUGGAAUGAGUUACGAAUAUCCGGAACUUUUUACCAAGAUACCAGAAGAAACUCUAAAUAAUAUAAUGCAAUUAAAUAUCGUUGGUCUUACCGGUAUCAGCAAGAUGAUUCUACCAAGAAUGCUACUACGAAAAAAGGGUGUCAUAAUUAAUGUAAGUUCGUUGUCGGGGAUGGAUAUUCCAAGUCCAUAUUUGACAGUCUAUGCGGCCAGUAAAGCUUAUGUCAUUAAAUUCAGCACCGAUUUAGCUGCGGAAGUAGCUCAGAAUGGUAUUACCAUACAAUGUAUUGUUCCUGGACCUGUUGCCACUAAGAUGACCAAAGUCAAAAAACCAACGUGGAUGACACCGACUGCUGAUAAGUUUGUCGAAGCUACUUUAAAAACAGUGGGAAUCGAGUCUUUAACAACAGGAUAUCUACCGCACUAUUUAGUGUACGGAUUUAUGAAAACGUUGACAUGCGUGUGUGAGAAGGGUGCAAUGUGGUUAGUGACCAGAACGAUGCUCAAUGUAAAAGGACGUUCUCUCCGGAAAAAGAUGAGGGAACAGGAGCAAAUGAAAGAAGCAUUGAAAUGAUAUUGCUUUUCGUCCUAUAUAUAUAUAUAUAUAUAUAUAUAUAUAUAUAUAUAUAUAUAUAUAUGUACAUAAAUACAAUUUUCAAAUCAAAAUUUUUUUCAAAUUUUCAUCGUUGCUUUAGCGAGUGAUGAUUGCAAAACUUAAAUACAAAAUGUAUUUAAUUUUU
This is a messenger RNA of Vespula vulgaris, 1375 nucleotides long. RefSeq names its product very-long-chain 3-oxoacyl-CoA reductase-like. Gene Ontology annotation, cellular component: endoplasmic reticulum. The transcript is spliced from 3 exons. The record is from RefSeq and is a predicted model, not a curated record. Lineage: Eukaryota; Metazoa; Arthropoda; Insecta; Hymenoptera; Vespidae. The coding region runs from base 244 to 1209 and encodes 321 amino acids. Gene Ontology annotation, molecular function: oxidoreductase activity.